Molecule: messenger RNA, 988 nt
Organism: Erythranthe guttata (spotted monkey flower)
Lineage: Eukaryota; Viridiplantae; Streptophyta; Magnoliopsida; Lamiales; Phrymaceae
Source: RefSeq, a predicted model, not a curated record
UUGUUCCUUGAGAUAAAGGACAAAAAAAAAAAAAAAAAAAAAAUGGAGGAAGACAGACAACGAGCUCCGGGCGAAGAAGGGAAGUUAAUCCCACGCGCGGCAAUGGCGGAAUCUCCGAACGGAGAAUCAAUCGGCCCCGGAAUCAGUUCGAAAGCCGAUGACUCAAAUCAACUGAAGCAAAACGAUCGCUCUCAUCAAUCAUCAUCGUCAUCGUCAACAAAGAACACGAAUUCUACAGAAGCAGCCAACAAGGCAAAAUCCUGCAAAGGAUGCCUUUAUUAUUCGUCUCGUUUCAAGGCCGAUUCUCGAAACCCUCUCUGCGUUGGCCUCACUCGCUCCCUUCCCAGUGUGCCUCGAUACAUUGUUGGAGAAUCGGAGAUGGAAGCAUCUAAAGAGGGUAGGAGCCUAAGAGAAUUUAGAUACGCUUGUGUCGGUUAUUCUCUAUACACAGAUCGAAAAAACCAGGCCUCGGAUGGGCAACCGACUCAAACAGAAUUGCCAGUCUGCAUAGGUCUCGAGGUUUUAGUGGACCGGAGAGCAAAUGCUGCUGAUUCAGCAUCUGUUCCUACUCAUAUUCACAAUAAAGAAGAUGGCAAUGCAUUGCCUCAACGUCGUCCACCUAAACCAACUAAUGCAAACGGGGAAGAGUUUAUGUCCAGGUUUACUCGGAAUGCAAACCUGGUGGCGAAUGGGGUAGCGAAGAACAUCCGUAGAGUAGGGAAUCAAAUAAAGCAAAGUCUUGACGAUGUAAUGUAUCCUUACAGAAAACGGCCAAAGUAAAAGAGGGGCGAUCUUGGAAUAAAAAUAAAAUGUGGUGGAGCCUUUGAGAAAUUAUGUAUAUCUACCGUGUCUCCAUUUACACACCCCUGUUUCCUAUUUUGCCCUUGUUAAGAAAUGAUUGAACUCAUAAUGUGGGCAAUGGAGGCAAUAUUUUUUUUGUGCUCUUUUCGACUUUGUGCUAAUAUAACUAUUUAUUUAGCUGUUUUAA